UAAAACAGACUUAUUUCAACACGAAAUUUUUAUUUUCAUGAAUUGGAGUCGAGAUGAUAUCGGCCUAAUUUACCAUUUUAAUUUUAAAAGGAUGAGCAAAAUCGCCCUCCCUUUUUACGCUCUUUUCUUUUACUUACAUUUCAUUCGUUUAGGACAAUCCUGUUUCCUUCGCGGCAUCUUGCUUCCUGCAACAGUGCAAUGUCAACUGGGGGAAGAAAAUCUCUCGAAGAAGUCGACGAUCCCUCGCACUUAAUGGACACCAAUCAACUAAAGGUUAUAACAAAUAAAUUGCAAUCUUGCAAUCUCCUCCAACCUCUUCGAAGUAUGUAAGCACUUGUUUACUGCAUCGUCGUCGCUUUAUAACAACGAUUACCACUCACUGACACAUCGUGUUAUCCAAUAUUUAUCCACCGACCGUGCACAUACGCUCUCACGCCGCCAAUCACAUUCGGGAAUUGCAAGUUACGCCUUGCAAUCCAGCCUAAAACCAUGCCAGUGCGCGACUCGCAUGGCGGCACAUCCUCCCGCUGCACCAGGUUGUCAGAAUCUAAACGUUGCUGUCUGUCUCGGGAUGUCAUCUGGUCAGGGGAGGAGCCCCGGUGACGUCACCUGGAGUCCUGCCUACAAUGGGCGGAGAUUUAUGACGUCACACUGGUGGGCGGUGCGUCCCAGUCGACUCCUCCUACAGUGAAGGAUACGGUACGGUGUUCGACUUGACGGAUUUCUCUGUGAUUUCUACGCUUUUUAGGAUUCGUUAUCAAGAACUAGCGGGAUUUUCAAAAUCUUACACAAUGAGGACAGCGUUCUGAUAGCCACCAUAAAAAUCUCACUUGAAGUCUGAAUAUUAUAUUGAGCCAUUACUGAAGAUUCAAAUUACAUAGCCAUGGAAGAGGAAGAGGAAGAUGUGGACGCUGAGGAGGACACACAUGUUUGCCUUCGUUGUCAGACAACCAUCAUAGGUCUUUCAAACUAUAUUGCUCAUCGGAAAGCUGGCUGUGGGAACAGACGCCGUACAAAGCUCAAGGAACAUCCUGAUACAAUCACUGGGAGGUUCGCGGGUUCUCUUAAGCAGAAGGUUUCUCUAGACAUUGCAGAUACCCAAGGAAAUAGGAAGGACUAUGUAGGAACUAGUCCUAGCACUCACAUACCCGAUGCAGCACCAAAGUCUGCUGUAUCGAAUCGAAGUGAACAUGCCAGCGAAGAGGGCAGUCAUUUGAGGUCAUCUUCAGAAAGCAUACAGCAUUGCUAUACUGGGGAGACAGAGCAGCCAGAUGAUGAACCCCUUCACAAGGGCCAAGACACGUCCGUCCUUCACGGAUAUUCUAUGCUCGAUGGUUAUGCUUCACCAGACACGCAAGUACAUAAAGAUUCUCCAGUGUCCAGCACUCACUUGAAAGGUAAAGCACAAGCGCAAGAAAGCCACACACUGAUCCGCAAGCAGAAUCCUUCUCAAGCUCCUUUCACAGGGUAUGGUGACCCCCUUCUGCCACACAGCCAGGAUGGUGUAUCACUUUUCAGACCUUUUGAUGCUUUUGGUGAGUCCCAUAAAAUCCAACAUGAAGGAGAUGCAGAGCAACAUGGUGAGCCAAUGGCUCUCUUUAAAGUUUCAUCGGCAUCUUAUGAACUUGAGAGUCAAAGCUUUGAGUCAAGGUACCCGGAUUUUUACACCAUCCAGUCAGCGCCCCAGGAACCUUUGCUCAACAGUGAAUCGUCAAUUGAACACUGCAAACCUAAGGAACAGACUGAUACCAGACAGUCUGACCCAAUAGAAAAGAAAAGUAUCUCCAAUUCAAAUGAACACAUCAGUGAAGAUACCACAGGGGCCCAAACCAGCUUUAGAGAUGAUGUUUUGAAAUAUGACAGUCAUUUGUCCCCAGACUAUACAAAUGAAAAGUCUGAGCUGAGACAAGAUGAUUUCUUAUCCUCCCUAGAGUUAAGGAGUAGCAUUAAACUUCCUGCCAAAAGAAGGCAUGAGGAUGAUGAGGACGAGUUUGAUGAAGAUGAUGAUGAUGAUGGCACACGACCUCCUCAUCAUCAUACAGGAGGCAAAUGGAGACCUGGAAGCCGUCCUCCACCGUCCGUUGGAGGGAAGUGGAGACCAGCGACGCCAAGGGCAGACCUUGAUGAUGAACCUGAUGAAAUGGAGGAAGAAGAAGAAACAUUUGCACCUCUUCCUCCUACUCAUACAAAGGGAAAAUGGCUGCCAGGGAAAAAAAUAUCAAACAUUGUCAAGGUUGGCAGUACUGUUGAAUAUCACUGUAAUACUUGUAACCGCACACUCAUGGGUAAGGAAAAUCAUGAGUGCCACUUGAAGUCAGAACUUCAUGUUGCUAAUGAAAGCAGGGCGUCUGGUGAAAAGGAUAAUGAAGUCCUUCAUGAAACUUCAGUCACAGAAUCUAGUAAACCUGUCAGAUCCAAGAAAUUGAAAGCCCAGUCUUUUCUAAGGUCUACUAUUGCACGUUUAAAGAGCCGAAAGGUUACGUGUGAUGAUAAAGAUUCGCAUACCGAUGAUAAAGCAAGGAAUAGCCAGCUCAUUAAAAGUAAAGGAAACUCCACCAUAGUUAAGAGCAAGAGAUCAGAAUUAGGGAAUGCCCUUACAAAUGUACAAAGAGCAGGUAUUCAAGAAUUCAGUGUAGAUGAAGAGGAAGAAUGUGUAAAGAAAGCUUCAGCAACAACUUCAAAACUAUUGUGUCCAAUAUGCAAACUCUCAUUUGGUGUAGCUUAUGUGUCACUUCAUUUUGCCUCAUUAGCUCACAUUCAUAAUGAGUUAGAAUACAGGCGGAAUAGAUGCCCAGAGAUAGAUUCAGUUUACAGAAAGCUUGUCUUAAGGAAUUUCGGUGCCAUUAUUAAAUCUUCUCCAUUCUGUUGCCUUGACUGCAAGUUUUAUUGUAACACUAAUGAGGAUCUUCUUAACCAUGCUAGAACUCAUAAAGAAGAUAUGGGCCUUGAUGAAAUGAAAACUUUGUAUUCGUGUUCUGCCUGCAAUGAUGAAGAUCCACUGACGCUGAGUGAUUUAAUUCACCACAUCCAAACACCAUAUCACACUGACAACUCAUUAGACCAAGUGCUUCAAUCAAAACAAAUAGUAGUGCAGAGCAGGGUUGCCAUAGUUUGUCCAUUUGGUGAUGGCACAUUUCAGUAUCGCCGUCAGUAUCUUGCUCAUCGAAGAAUUCACCAUAAUGAUGUCGAGUUCCAGCUUAAGGACCAACGGUUCUUACAUUGUCCUCAGUGUACUAAGAAGUUCUUACGGGAGAGAGAAAUGCGCAUUCAUAUUAAAGAAGUCCAUAAGCCAAGUAAAAAGGAAGUUCAGUACCACUGUUUUGUAUGUGGCCUAGCUUUCUCUACUCAACGCCAAGCAAAGCUGCAUCGCAGGUCUGCUGAACAUAGGAUAACCCUUGGAAGGCAACGUGGAAUAUCAGUUGCAAGAACCUGUAAUCUUUGCUACGAGGAAACAGAAGAUCUUACAACUCUAAGACAACACAUGGCAAAAGAACACCAGAAGGAUUGUACUCCAUGUCACCUUUGUGGAGUUGUUCUUCCACACAGAUCUGAUCUUGCCCAGCACCAACGAGUGUGUUCACGAGAACUUAAUGGUCUUUUAGGUAUUCAUUCUUGUGAGCUAUGCAAUUUCAAAAAUGACUUGCUUGCUCAUGUCUUAAUGCAUUUUACACUUGCACACGGACAACAAGAAGGUGACGGUCGCUUUCCCUGUCAUUUAUGUAAGACUAAGCUAAGGGUAUCCUCUGUAAAGGGUCAUAUGCUUACCCAUAGUAAUGAGUGGCCUCACGCUUGUCAUCUUUGCUCAAGGAAGUUCCCUCUUGCGUUGUGGCUAGAGCGACAUCUAGCCAUUGUUCAUACACACAGUUCUAAACAGCCGAGAGACACACAGUCUCUUUGCGACCUCUGUGGUAAAACACUUUCCAAUAGGUGCCACCUUCAUCGUCACAAGCAAGAGGUCAAAUGCCACGCCCCCGUUUUACCUCAAGACCAAAUUGACGACGAGGUCACCGAAAACGUUUGCUUCAGUGGCGUUAACUCCAACGCCAAAGCGCUAGAUGGGGGAACACUCUACCUCUCAGGAACUGACCAUCACUCUAACCCUUGCGUAGAGGUCACCCAUGCAGCUCUUGGUGCACAGACUGUCACCAACUUGGAUAACGCCACUGACGAUUCCUGUAGAUCCGUCACAUAUGCUUCCAUAAUUCCAAGUGAUGGCUUAACGCCUUCAUCAAACAUCAUCUCUGGAAGUGACAGCACCUGCUUACUGGCGCCCCACCGUGGCUGUAAGGGUCAGAGGACAGCGGAGAAAGUUCAACCCAAGCGUCAGCACGCCCAGCAGUGCGACGUGUGUGGCGUUAGAUGCGAGUCCUUGAGUGCUCUGAAGGCGCAUCGUCAGGAGCACAAGAGACGCGACGGGAGCCACUACCAGUGCCCCCACUGCAGCUACGGCACCACGCACCUCCCGCACCUCCGUCGCCACCUCCGCGUGCACACCGGGUCGAUGCCCUUUUGCUGUACUUAUUGCUCUUACGUCUGCAAUAACCAGGAGAACCUGCGCAAACACAUGCUCAAGACGAAGAAACAUCCAGGUCGCUUCAUGUACGAAUGUCGCCUCUGCCUGGAAAGAUUGUCCUCAUCCCAAAGCGCUUCCAUGCCCUCGACAUCCAGCGAACCCAUAGACUACAGCGGCGCCCAUCCCCUGGAUCUGGAAACUGGAAAUCUGGCGGAACCUAUCCACCAGUCGGAAGAUGGAGAAACUCUAUGCGUUUCUGACGGAGAUGUUUUCAAGAGUAAUUAUGCUACUAAACUUCAUAUUCAUCUUUUGGAAAAACAUGCCAAGUGCUUCCAGACUAAAGACGAGGUUACGGCGCAUAUUCGGAGUUACUAUCGGGCCGAACAGGAUCUCACUGUGACGUCAUCGCCGUUGCCUUUCACCCAUAAGAAGAGACAAAAACGACCAGCACCUAUGUACAGUAUCAAACUGGAAAACCUGAACGACCCCGGGGCGGCGACCACCACCGACUGCGACACGGAAGCAGUCGCAGAGGAAGUCCUGACGCAGAUCGAGCAGUCCCUCGACAUGGGAGAGGACUACAACGAGAAGGCCGCUGCAGCAACCUGCGUGGCCGCCUCCUCCGGGCAGGUUGUGGUGGUGGAGCACCACAAAGCAGGAGGGGGAGGAGGAGGAGGAGGAGGAGGAGGGAAGGAGCUGGAAACGCACGAAGUAAUCCGCCCGGAGAGUUUCCAUGGGGCUGGAAUGGACGGCCACGCCAUCCAACCAGAUGAAACGGCAGUCUCGAAGGAUCUGUCCGUUGUUCCAGGUCCCAGCUGUGGCACUGACCUCAAGGUCAUCAGAGGUCCCAGAUCCUAUCUGAGGACUGCCAGUCGCCCUUCCAUUCUGAGGACCAAUCAGCAUCACCCUUCUCCUCAACAUCAGCCUCUGAGGAUAUUGAUCCAGCACUUGCCGGACGUCGGUCCUCACGAAGGCGAGGAGGAAGGCACCAGGCAGGUGAUCCUCAUCCUACCGGAGAAGGUCGGAGGGCAACCUGCGGACGUGGCCGCCCUCCUCCCCAGCCUGGGCUUGGCCUCGUCUCCUGCGGACUGCGUCUCCAUCGUCACAGUUCAGCCGAAGGAUGACCACACGCACCAGCAGUUGAGAAUUCUGUCAGAGGACCAUCAGCAACUAACAGCGGCGACAGAUGCCCACGUCCAGCAGAUGCCCAAGCACCACGUGGGGCAUCCCCACCAGGAGGGAACCGUGAUCAUGCCAGGCGACCAGGUCAUGACCUUAGAAACCCAGAUGGUGGCUGACGCAGAGGUCGCAGCCGUAGCGGGAGAGCAGGUGCUCCAUCACCACCACCACCCGAGCUCCGUCGUGCUCUGCGCGCCGCCCCACGACCAAGAACACGUCUUCAACCCCCUUCAGGUGGUGGCCGAAGCCGCCGAAGCCCUGACGCAGAACGAGAUCAUGACCCACCAGGUCAUAGACGCAUCGUCCCACGGCGCCCCCGAGGUCUUGGCAGCCCAGGGGUCCGUCGUACAGCAGACGAGCCUCCUGCAGGAGGCUAUAUUUAACCACCCUGUGGGGAUACAGGCUGCUACUGCCGCAGCAGCUGUGCAGUCUGCUGACGCAGCGGGAAUCUUGCACCACGAGGCCUCCGUCGAGUACGUGGACGAACACGUCAUCGCUUCUUCGGAUCAGGUUACGUCUCAGAACGCCGAAGAAAGCGAGCAAAUCAUUUAUUCCCUGAGCUUGUGAAGGCAUAUGAUUCAGAUUGAGGUGUGCUUCCAUGUCUUGAAGUGUGCUUCAGUACCACUGAAGUGUGUUUCAUACCUUGGAGGGUGCUUCAGUACCAAUGAAGAGUGUUUUCAUACCUUGGAGGGUGAUUCAGUACCAUUGAAGUGUGCCUCCACGUCUUGAAGCGUGCUUCAGUACCAUUCAGUACCAUUGAAGUGUGUUUUCAUACCUUGGAGGGUGCUUCAGUACCAUUGAAGUGUGCUUCAGUACCAUUGAAGUGUGCUUCAGUACCAUUCAGUACCACUGAAGUGUGCUUCCAAGAAUUCAAAGAAGCGUCGUAUGUGUAUGAGUCUCAGUGUCAAUCACUGGCAUGUGAUUGAAAUACCACGUUCCUCGUUUACUGCAAGUACUUAUACUUCUGUGAUGUUACUUAUGCAUGUGUGUAUGACUGUUAUUUUGUCUCUCUUUCUCUUUCAAAUGCUGAGAGGAUAUCUGCAUAACCAGACGUUUGUUACAAAGCCUAAGAUCCAAAUGAUGAACCAGGCGAAAAAGGAUAUGAUGUCUAUUCCCGCUCCUAUCCCGUUGUCUGCAUCAAUGUGAAAAAAACCACUUCUGUAUUUACUCUGUAAAAAGUAAAAAAAGGGCAUCAAUAGUGUCUUUAUAUUCAUUGAGAUUGCAAAAGAACGAAUGUCCUAUCCCUUUGUCUACAAGCAUCGGUGUAAAAGAAACAAGCACCUCCUAUUUACUCUGUAAAAUGUAUAAAAGUACAAAAAUAAAAGUAUCAAAAGUGCCUUU
Molecule: messenger RNA, 7033 nt
Organism: Macrobrachium nipponense
Lineage: Eukaryota; Metazoa; Arthropoda; Malacostraca; Decapoda; Palaemonidae
Exons: 11
Coding region: 884-6259 (1791 amino acids)
Source: RefSeq, a predicted model, not a curated record